Molecule: messenger RNA, 1413 nt
Organism: Arvicanthis niloticus (Nile rat)
Lineage: Eukaryota; Metazoa; Chordata; Mammalia; Rodentia; Muridae
Source: RefSeq, a predicted model, not a curated record
AUGCAAACAGAUGCUCAGGCUGAAGCUGUGAAUGUGGAGGAGUGUCCUGAAGCAGGAACAGAAGUCUGGACACCCUCUCACUCAAGCAUAACCCCAGACUUAAAUGCAGCCACAAGCAUAAGCGCUGGCAUGAGGACAAGCACAAGUUCUUCAUCUACAGAUAUUUCAUCAACAACACCAGUAUCAUCCCCUACAUCUGGACAGGGGUAUGUGAUAGAUCCAAAAUAUAUGCUAGAGCCCCAAGACAGAGAAUUUGAAGUAGGUCCAGAGUUCCUCCUAAAUGACAGCCAAGACAAACAGGCCUCUCCAGAACAAGGAGAAUGCACUGAAGAGGAUGUGAAGAAACCCUUGGUAGAGGCAAAGAUAUCCAAUCCUAAGGAACAUGUAAUUGAUGAAUAUUCUGCACAUCAUGAUGCUGCUUCAGAUGAUGAAAUCUGUAUAAUAAGAGAAGAUUCUGAAGACAAGAAAGACCCUAAGUUCCAAGAAGUCAUUGUGGGUCAAGAACAAAGACAUCAGAAGGCACCUGAGGCUGCCCCAUCUUGUCCAACCACAGCAUUACAGGCUGUGCACCCAGAAGCUGUGGUAGAACCCACACCAAAGAGAACAUAUGAAUACCAGCGUCCACUUAUUGGGGAAAAGUUUGCCCAACUCUGUGGGCCACGAGUGAUGAUGACAGAGGUCUAUGAUUUGAAUAUAAGUAGAUCCUUCCAUGAUGAACAACAUUCUUACCGAGAUAUUGAAGAGGAGGAUAGAGAACAAGAACAAUGUGAAUAUGAAUUUGCCCAAUGUAUUGAAAUGCUUCAAAACUUAAAAUAUGAACGACCAGGGCAGCAUCAAACCGGGCAAGGACAAGGAUCUAGUGUGCAUCGUCCAUGAGAACAGGUGGUGACUGUUAUUGAUGACUUGGGGUCACCCACCAUGGAAUUUUUUGGAAAUGACAAUUCUCAGCAUUCACAAAAUGAGACACAUAGAUGUUGGGAGGAUCCUAUUGAUUAUACCCCUCCACUUCUGCAUCAUUCAUCAAGAUCAUGCCAAGAAAUGACUGCAUCACAUCAAACAUUGGCAGCCUCAUGUCAAGCAACAUUACUGUCAUGUCAAGCAUCAUUAGUGUCAUGUCCAGCAUCUUUACCAUCAUGUUCAGCAUCUGCACCAUCAUGUCAAGUAUCUUCACCUCUAUGUCAAUCAUUGGCAGUGUCACAUCAAGCAUCUGCACCACCAUGUCAAGCAUCAGCAACAUCACGUCAAGCAUCAGUGGUGUCACAACAAGUAUUGGCAGCAUUAUAUCAGCAAUCAGCAAUGUCACCUCAUGCUUCUUUUGACCACCGAAGAGAGAACAUUCCACGCUUUCUGCCCCCUGGACAAGAUCACUCUGGUUCCUUUUGGGCUGAAGAGGAUACUAAUCCUCACCCAUGA